Molecule: messenger RNA, 1767 nt
Organism: Dermacentor silvarum
Lineage: Eukaryota; Metazoa; Arthropoda; Arachnida; Ixodida; Ixodidae
Exons: 7
Coding region: 1-1317 (438 amino acids)
Biological process (GO): cell differentiation; regulation of transcription by RNA polymerase II
Cellular component (GO): nucleus
Molecular function (GO): DNA-binding transcription factor activity, RNA polymerase II-specific; sequence-specific DNA binding
Source: RefSeq, a predicted model, not a curated record
AUGUGGGAAUCGUAUGGCGCCCAGAGCAAGGCUUCUUCACGAGACGCUGCAGAGAUAAAGUCCCACUUCUGUCAACCGGGGGUUUUCACGUCGUGUCACAUCAGUCCUACAGUAAGCUCUCCUCGUCCGUGCAAGCCCGUCCAGCAGGGCAGCCCGUUCCGAGCGAGCGGAUACCUGUUCUACGACGCUGACACACCGCUGGCGAGUGCUGAGGCCCACAUCAGCGCUGUGCCCAACUCCGGUGGCGGAGCGAGGGGGCAGCAGCCCAUUGUGGCGCUGGAUUCCCUGGAGGGGCCAGCCGAACCUUCGAGGGGUCCUGACGCGCGCGCGCUGAUGAUCGCCAGGCCACCACCCGACUACACUUCCGCGGGGGUGGUCAAGGGAUGCGCCGCCGAGCACGACUUCAAGCACUUCGCGGCAACCCCGCUACACGGAUCUCCGUACGACCUCAACGACCUGGCUCACAGGUUGAAGCACCACUCAAGCUCGCGAAGCGACUACGACUUGAUGAAUCUGCAAGGUCAGGAGAGGAUCGAACUCUGCUACAGGUUCUCAGGCUGUGGUAGCCACGUCCGCCGUAGCCUCAAUGAGAAGUCUAGAGACGAGUUCAAAGUUCGUGGGUUAAUUAAAGUUCACGGGGCUUUUACAAACGUCAACGGUCACCGCCUCGCAGGCCACCAGUCACCGGUGAAGUUCGAGCCGCCUCCUUCGCCGCCCGUGUCCCCGGCGUGCCCCACCGCCCUAGCCGAACCACUGACGCAGCCGCAGGCGCUGACAGCUGCCGUCGGGCCAGUCAACUUCGCCGAGGAGCAGCACCACCAGGCGAUGGGCUGCUCGUCCGCUGGUCGGGGCUCGCUCCAGCUGUGGCAGUUUCUCGCGGCGUUGCUGAGGAACCCAGGAAAUGCACCAUGCAUCGCUUGGACUGGUCGGGGACUCGAGUUCAAGCUCACCGAUCCCGAGGAGGUCGCUCGCCGGUGGGGUGUCCAGAAGAACCGACCUGCCAUGAACUACGAUAAACUGAGUCGCUCGCUGAGGUACUACUACGAGAAGGGCAUCAUGCAAAAGGUGGCCGGUGAACGGUACGUGUACAAAUUUGUCUGCGACCCCGAGCUGGUGGGCAACUCGCCGUCAGACCCGGUCAAGACGAGGUUCCACGACGGACCAGCUGACAAGGAGUCUUCGGCGCCUCACCAUACGCAGCCGCCCCCACAGAGCUGGCACGCCAGACCCGGCAUCACUAUGUCGCACGAGUACGGUCAGUUUCCAGUGUACAGCGCCGACUACGCCGCCACGUCCAUCGCUCUCGAAGGCUGUUGACGGGACGUAGCGGCCGGAUGACGUCACCACGAGGAAAAGAUGCGCCCGUCACCUCUCGGACACGGAUGACAACGGAUUCCACGCAAACACCGUCUCUCCGCAACAAGAUACAAAAGAAGGAAAGAAGCGUUUUCAUUCUCGUCGCUAAAAAGAAAAUACAACCUAGAAAAUAUUAAACUCGCGCUUACAGAAUCUUUCUUUUUAUUUCAAUUUCAACGGCAAUAAAGAUGCUUUGCAGGUUGAACAAUAGCGUCUAGUAUAAAAAGCGUGGCCGCCGUGUUUUGCAAAUGAUUCAGCUGAGCAGCGGCAAUUUCUUGUGAAAAAGGGCUUACAUACAUCGUUGUGCAUGGUCGGAAGAAGUAGAUUUCCACUUCCCACCACAGCCAACUGUAAUUCAGUAUGCUAGCAUUCAGUUAAUUAUUACCUGGCGUGGUGGUUUAGUGUUUGUAG